Messenger RNA from Grus americana (Whooping crane), 2291 nucleotides. It is a transcript of the gene SNX11, whose product is annotated as sorting nexin 11. NCBI's taxonomy places the organism in Eukaryota, Metazoa, Chordata, Aves, Gruiformes, Gruidae. Gene Ontology annotation, molecular function: phosphatidylinositol binding. The record is from RefSeq and is a predicted model, not a curated record. Gene Ontology annotation, biological process: intracellular protein transport. The coding region runs from base 640 to 1302 and encodes 220 amino acids. The transcript has 7 exons.
GCUGGGGGUCCCCCGGGCGGCAGCGCCCAACGCCUGGUGGGGCAUCCUUGGCCUGCUUCGGGGCGGCGGUGGGGCCGGGCUGGGCCUCACCCCCUGGCGCGGCUUCUCCCGGUGGGGCUGGGCCGAGGCCGCGGGGUCCAGCCCAGCCGCCUUACAGCGGCAUCGAGCGGGGGCCGGGCUGGAGCCGCGGAGCGGGCAGAGCGGUGCCGGGGCCCAGCCCGUGCUCACGGUGCUGCCGAGCUCGGGGCCGGCUCGGCCGGGCCGCUGCCGCCGGAGGGGGUUGACGGUCAGGCGUCCGCUGUGGUGUGGGGCUGGCUGGGGACGUCCCCUUCCCGCGGCAGCCUGGACCGAGGUGGGGCCCAGCUUUGGGGAGCCCUUUCCUUCCUGGGUGGGCAGACAACCCCGGAGAAUCCUCCUCCCCGGUACCGGUUGUGGACAGCUCUGCCCAAGCGUGACAAGCAAAAGCAGAAUCAAACGGGACUCGCUCCCUUUUUUCCCCUGCUGUGGAGUUCCUCUGUCAGGUUUUCCUCAGAACUCAGAGACUCUGGUGUGGCUGGAAGUCGCCUGGAGCAGCGUGGAUAGACGCGAAGCCUCGGCCAGCCCGGAGCUGGAUGUUUCCCACUGGGCUCUGGCUCUAGGAUGUUGGAGAACCGAGAGGAAGAGCUGACCACGGUGCGUGUUCAGGACCCCCGGGUGCAGAACGAAGGCUCCUGGAACUCCUAUGUGGAUUAUAAAAUCUUCCUCCACACUAACAGCAAGGCAUUUACUGCCAAGACCUCAUGCGUGCGGCGCCGGUACCGUGAAUUCGUGUGGCUGAAGAGGCAGCUCCAGAAGAAUGCUGGCUUGGUGCCUGUCCCAGAGCUGCCUGGGAAAUCCACCUUCUUCGUGGGCAGCACGGAUGAAUUCAUCGAGAAGCGGAGACAGGGGCUGCAGCAGUUCCUGGAGAAGGUUGUGCAGAAUGUGGUCCUCCUCUCCGACAGCCGGCUGCACCUUUUCCUGCAGAGCCAGCUCUCGGUACCCGAGAUAGAGGCGUGCGUGCAAGGCCAGGGCUCGCAGACAGUAACGGAAGCCAUCCUGCAUUACGCCAUGUCCAACUGCGGCUGGGUGCAGGAGGAAGAGAGCCGCCCUGUGCUGCUGCCAGGAGUGGACCUGCAUGGCAGCUGUGCUGGCCUGGGAAGCCCGCAGGGUCCGAGCUCCCUGGAGACCUUCCCAUAUUGGAGCGACUUCGGCAUGGACGACGCGCACUCGGACAGUCCGGAUGAGCCAGCUGAGCCCUUGGGCAGACGGCGUGAGAUGCAGUAAGGGGUCUAGCGACCUCGCCUGCCUUCCCUGGGACCUGCAGCCCUCGCUGGAAGAGGGACCGCUGCUGAGCUGGAGGGAUGUCCGGGCUGGCAGGACUGGGGCUGCCCUGGGAACAUGGCCUUGUCCGGGGCUCACAUGCUCUCUCCCUGCUGACUCUUGACUGUCCUUGAUGUCCCAGGCAGUGUGUCGUAUCGCUCUUCUCUUUGGAGAAGAGUCCUAGUGGUUAGUGAAACCUGUGUUUGUUGUUCCCAUGGCCUUUGCUCUCUGACUGCAGCAGUAGCGGGGCUCGGUUUGCAGUGCCAGCGAGGUCCUGUGUUCUUGGCACGUCCCUGGCCCAGGGCAGGGCUGAGUUACGCUAGCUCCCGUCCAGCGUGAUGGAGGAAGGCUUUCCUUGGUGGAGCUGUGAGCAGAGGCUGGCCGUGGCCCAGCGGGUCUCUUUAGUCCCCCGUGUUCCCCUCCGUGCCGCAGGCAGGGGAGGCUGCAUUUCCCUGGUAACGGCUGCGCUGUGCGGCUCCUGGGGAGGGUGGUCUCAGCUGCGCAGAGCCGAAACCCGCACGUGGGGGUGCAGAUACCAUAUCCACACCUGGGGCCUCCUGGCACAGCUCGCCCCGCAGGUUGCCUGCAGCUGGGCUGAACAGCAAUGAGCUUCCCCCUGGGAGCACGAGGCAGGGGAGGGAGUUGGGGGGGAGGUAGAGUGGGGCAGUUUGUCUCCCCUGCUCUUUCGAGGGGAUUCUUCUUCCAGAGGGGCUCCUUCCUCACACCCCAAUUGCCAUGCACAGGGGGGAACUGCGGACCUCACAACCAGGACCUUAGUUUGCUCGGAAAAAAGGAGCAUGUAGUUGCCUUGGAGUCGGUGUCUGGCAGCGCUUGGGCUCUGGCUACUCCUGAUGCUGGUCCCUGUGCUCUCCUGCACAUUUUCCUCCCACCCUCAGCACUGGUGAAGGCAGAGCCAACAUGCUCUGACUUGAAAUAAAAAUGAAGUAGAAGAG